Molecule: messenger RNA, 690 nt
Organism: Parnassius mnemosyne (clouded apollo)
Lineage: Eukaryota; Metazoa; Arthropoda; Insecta; Lepidoptera; Papilionidae
Source: the annotation of a GenBank genome assembly
AUGCAGAGGGAAGAUAAAUCGCAACCUCGUCGUCUGGAGACUCCAGAUCGUGGGGAGUCCCGACAACGAAGGGAUGAUGAUAGGACCAGAAGCAGACGUAGCCGCACCCGCUGUGACAGUAUUAGGAGUUUUAACGAACGUGGGCGACUCCGUGUAGUAGAACGAGACCUCGCUCGCGAACGGGACCGGCUACACAAUCUCCAGAACGACCUGAUUAUGGAACGUAGUAGGAGGCUACGCAGUGUGAGUAAAAAUAACGAUUUCGAACGUCAUGAUUCCCAUAUUUCUGGGCGUGAUACAAGUACUGGACGUAAUGUUCGUUCUAGAAGUAGGGCGCUUGACCAAGGGGUGGAUGACCGUCCCAAAAGAAGGCGAAUUCUAGAACAAGGCCAACGAUCUUUCAGUCCCUCGUUCUCAACUAAAGAUGUAACUAAUAUUCUUAAAUCACUUAAAGACUUACAGUCACAGCCGUCGACGUCCGCCCCGGUUGCACCGAUUAAUUCAAUAAUCGGAGAGUCUUUUAUUAUAAUUGUUAUAUUCAUAGCCUUUAAAUGUUACAAGUUUAUAAUAUCUAGAUCUAAGAAUAAUUCAAAUGUAUCAAUUCCGACUCGUAACGAUGAUGAUAAUCAUUCCAUUUCACAACGCGAGGAUUCACCAAUACCAGCACCCCGGUUAAGAGAAAUCGCAUAA